Messenger RNA from Scleropages formosus (Asian bonytongue), 2496 nucleotides. RefSeq names its product N-alpha-acetyltransferase 30-like. Gene Ontology annotation, molecular function: protein-N-terminal amino-acid acetyltransferase activity. The transcript is spliced from 4 exons. Lineage: Eukaryota; Metazoa; Chordata; Actinopteri; Osteoglossiformes; Osteoglossidae. Bases 146 to 1249 code for a protein of 367 amino acids. The record is from RefSeq and is a predicted model, not a curated record. Gene Ontology annotation, cellular component: NatC complex. Gene Ontology annotation, biological process: N-terminal peptidyl-methionine acetylation.
UUUUUUUUUUUUUUUAAUUUUUUUUUUUUUUUAAAUUUUAACGUUACUAUUGGUUUCACUGACGCUAUGUCUGAAGGCUCCCCUCGCUGCAAAGGUUACCGUUUGUUCUUUCUCCUUUCAUAGCAUUUUCCCUGAAUGAAGUGGGAUGGCAGAAGUGCCGCCCGGGCCCGACAGCGCACUGCCUUCACCCCAGGCCGAAAUUCUCCCCUUUGCCGGGAGCGGGUACAUCGGUUGCGGCGAAGCUGAGGAUCGCGGCUGCGGAUGUGGAAAUUAUAAGACGACGUCUGCGGGUGCAAGACAAGCACAGGUGCAUGAUGGGAAAGGCGCGAGCACAACGACUCGGAACCAUCUGUUCUCCUCGCAGCCCUCGGCCGCCCUCCACUUCCACACGCAGCCGCAGUUCCAGCAAGUGAACGGCUUGAAGAGCCCCGCGGAGGGCGGCGACCGCGGUCGAGUGCGGUUGUCAGCGGCCGAGCGCGGCGACGAGUGGGCCGAGGCCCCGGCCCCGGCGGACAGCAACGCGCUGAGCGACAGAAGAAAGGACGAGAAGAAGAAUGAGGAGCGCAGGUCGUGUGCGAAGGCGAGCCUCUUGGAGCGAUCGAGGAACAGAAACAACGUGCUGAGGACGAAUGGCAGCCCCGAGCUGCGCAGGACUGUGGGCGGGACGGCGGCGGGGAAGCGGCUGGAGUCGGACUCGCUGGGCGAGCGGAUGAUGAUGAUGAUGGAGCUGGAGAGGCUCCACCUGAGCGGUGUCCCCGAGCGGCCCGAGCGACCCGAUCAUCAGGGCGCCGAGUUCAUCCAGUACGUCCGAUACGAGUCGGAGCUGCAGAUGCCCGAUAUCAUGAGGUUGAUCACGAAGGACUUGUCGGAGCCCUACUCCAUUUACACCUACAGAUACUUCAUACACAACUGGCCGCAGCUCUGCUUUCUGGCAAUGGUGCGGAAGGAGUGUGUGGGUGCUAUCGUGUGCAAGUUGGACAUGCACAAGAAAAUGUUCCGCAGAGGCUACAUCGCCAUGCUGGCUGUAGACUCAAAGUACCGCAGGAAAAGCAUCGGUACCAAUUUGGUGAAGAACGCCAUCUACGCUAUGGUAGACGGGGACUGCGAUGAGGUGGUGCUGGAAACAGAAAUCACCAACAAAUGUGCCCUGAAGUUGUAUGAGAACCUGGGCUUUGUGAGGGACAAACGGCUCUUCCGCUACUACUUAAAUGGGGUGGAUGCGCUUCGGCUCAAACUAUGGCUGCGUUAAUCCCGUCCGUCCCACUCCUUCCACCAUCGCCGAUCCUCUCUCUUUACCCUUCGCCGUGGGAAUCCUUUGCCAGCCUGAAGGAACAAUAUUCCUCAUCUCAACCAUCCACAAAUGGAAAGUGACAAACAAAACAAUGAGUUCAAAGUGUGUAUGUUGAGUUCACCGAGUGCUAACAUGUAAGGCGAAGUUUGCUGCCAGCUCGCUCAAAGGUCAGAAAUUCAGAGACGACAAGCCGCUGUGGUUAUGCUGCACAAUCUAUGUAGAUAUUCACACUAGUGCAGUAAGCUAUGAAAAACCAGGCAAGAGCAAGACAAACAAAGGCCGUAUUUCACGUCUGGUUUAUACAGUCUGUGAUAAAAGUAAGAAACUACACAACAAAGAUCAUGCAAAAAAUUAUACUUUAUUUUUAUUGUAUUUUUCAAUUUUAUCCCUUAAGUUGAAGUGUGUGUUAGGAAAGUAAGUAUCGCAUGUGUGUUUACCAAGAUGUGGGCUGGGCAUUGGUUUCAGUGAAGUGUAUAUUUUUCUUGUUGUGUUUUCCAAUCUUAUUCUAGACUGGUGCUUUGUCCUGCCCAAUAUCCUUCUGCCCACUCUGGUUCAUACGCAAUGAGUAAAUGCACCUGAAUUCUCCUGCGUGUGCAAUAUUGCAGAUGUGAUUCAAGCAGAGGCGGUCACUGCUUGGUCAGUCGUUCAAAGGGCAAAUUACAGAAAUAUUCCAACAUAAUCUGGUGCCAGGCAACAAAAUUAUUUUGUAAAAGCCUGAUGUGAGAGAAUGUUAGAUUUUUGCGUUUUUUUCCCCUAUUUAACUUUGGUUCGCUGUCAGUAUUUCUAUUUAUUUCUUUUGUAACUGCAGUUUGUUUCAACUUGGUGCCGAAAUGGACACAAGUGAAGCAUAGGAGUCAUGCAGAAACUAUUUGUAGGUGGAUCUAAUUCUCUUGGGACAAAGGGGGGGGGGGGGUCCAGGACUUUGUUUCUAAUAAUUAUGAUUUUCAGUUUUUACCAUUUGCUACCUCCUCAUCUGGACUUGUUUCCACGAGAGCAAGAACACAGCUUAAGAGAAAAGGUGCAGCCUUUACCUCCCCACCCUCUUUACCUUUUUAAAUGUUCCUGCUCACCGCCAUUGCUACUCCGGUGUACCCAGUCCGUUUCUGGUGAACUGUUGCGGAAGCAGGAAAAUGUACCUUGAACAAUUUUUAGGUAUUAAAGCUGAGAAGGAGAAUAAAAACCAUGCCUUUAAUUUCAUUCAGAUC